CUUCCCGCCUGCGGAGCUAUGCUGCCGGCGGCCGCCUGCCGCCUGUGGGGGCCGCGGCUUGGACUCCGGGGGGCCGCGCUCCGCCUUGCCAGGCAACAGGUGCCCGGUGUCUGUGCAGCGCGGCAAUUGAGAAGCAGCAGCCACCGAAAGAGUGAAGCGCUCGCCGGCGCCCCUCUGGAUAAUGCUCCCAAAGAAUAUCCCCCCAAGAUCCAGCAGCUGGUCCACGACAUUGCCAGCCUCACGCUCCUGGAGAUCUCAGACCUCAAUGAACUGCUGAAGAAAACAUUGAAGAUCCAGGAUGUUGGCUUCAUGCCAAUGGGUGGCAUGGUGCCUGGUGCGGUCCCUGCUGCUGCUGCAGCCCCUGAGGCGGCCGAGGAAGAAGACAUCCCUAAACAGAAAGAACGGACACACUUCACCGUCCGCCUGACGGAAGCCAAGCCUGUGGACAAGGUGAAGCUGAUCAAGGAGAUCAAGACCCACGUCCAGGGCAUCAACCUCGUCCAGGCCAAGAAGCUGGUGGAGUCCUUGCCCCAGGAAAUCAAAGCAAACGUCGCCAAAGCUGAGGCUGAGAAGAUCAAAGCAGCCUUGGAAGCAGUGGGUGGCACGGUCGUUCUGGAGUGAGGCCUGGUUGUGAGGACUGAUGGACUGGAGUUCCUGGGAUCUGGGCCAGGGCCUGCCCUCCCUGCUUCACUCCCAGCUGCUGACGAUAGUGACCGAGUUCUCCUGGGAGAGGGACAGGAUGGACCUCCUGUGGUGGGGAGGGCAGCCACAGCCUUUGCAGAGCUCUCACGAAAUCGCCUUGGGAAUUUACCAAGUGAACACCCCUCUGGUGGCUACUGAGAAAAAUACACUGUUCAGGCUGGGU
Acomys russatus (golden spiny mouse) is the source of this 865-nucleotide messenger RNA. RefSeq names its product mitochondrial ribosomal protein L12 (gene Mrpl12). Gene Ontology annotation, molecular function: structural constituent of ribosome. The record is from RefSeq and is a predicted model, not a curated record. Gene Ontology annotation, cellular component: mitochondrial large ribosomal subunit; ribosome. Lineage: Eukaryota; Metazoa; Chordata; Mammalia; Rodentia; Muridae. Gene Ontology annotation, biological process: mitochondrial transcription; translation. Bases 19 to 621 code for a protein of 200 amino acids. The transcript is spliced from 5 exons.